Molecule: messenger RNA, 2583 nt
Organism: Cordyceps fumosorosea ARSEF 2679
Lineage: Eukaryota; Fungi; Ascomycota; Sordariomycetes; Hypocreales; Cordycipitaceae
Product: Chromo domain protein
Exons: 1
Coding region: 1-2583 (860 amino acids)
Source: RefSeq, a predicted model, not a curated record
AUGAACCCCUUGCUGCCACGGCGACCGCGACCGCCCCUCACCAAAAAGGCCAGAAUCGCGGUGCCUCUGCCCUCACGUCCCGCCGACUACGUGCCUGGAUCCGGGCCGCCCCUCGAACCGCUCUACCUCCAGCCGCCUACCGACUCGACCGCGUACAUCGAUGACCGCAUCCUGCUCCCCCCGGCCGGCGUCGGCGCCGAUGGCCGCCCGCUGCCCAAGCGCAUGCGCUACCUCGUCGGCUGGCGCGACCUGCCCGCCGCGCGCCUGCUCGUCCCUGCCAUGGAGAUCCUGUACUACGUCUCCCCGCACGCGCUCGAGGAGUGGGAGUACCAGAUGGAGCUGGAGCUCGACGAGGAGCGCGUGCGGCUCGCUGACGCCCGGCGCGCCAGGCAGCAGCAGGCGCAGCAGCAGCAGGCGGCCAUUGGAGGGGAAGCGGCGGUGCAAGCACCGCCGCAACUGUCCAAGAAGACGAAGAAGCGACGACGACGCGCGCACCCGCCGACGCACCAUACAGAGAUAGAGACGGCUGCCGUGUUGGAGACGGAGGACAGCGACAGGGCGCAUCGCGAGAGGCUGCGCGGCGGGGCCAUGAGCCUCUCCACCCCGAAGAAACGCAAGAUGGACGACUUCCUCGACGACUACGCUAGCGACGAAAGUCCGUCGGAACAGCUGCUCUUAGACUUGGCGCAGUCGCAGCGCUCGGCCGAGGACGCCGUGUCGCUCGGCAAGGAGCGUGACGAAUCGGUCGCAGUGCGGCGCGUGUCCGUGGCACCCUUGGCGCCUGUGAAGCCCGUAUCGCCCGUACCCAUCGACGACGACAAUUGGUUCCGGAAAGAAGAGAGCUAUCCCCACAAGAAACCUGCGUUGGCCACCAAGAUAUCCCUGCCGCAAAUGUCUAGGUCUGAAGCGCGAUCUGAGUCGUCUGCGAGCCCUUUCCCGAUGACAAAGGCUACCUCUUGGGAAUCAGAUACGCCAAAACUUCGAAAGCCACACAGGCCUCCUCGUCCACGAGAGCCGGCCAGAAGACUUAGCGAACGAGACAAAGCGGGUUCUCGAGAAUCAGGCGGACCCCGCCCUCGAGAACAGGGUAGCAAACCUCGCUCGCAGGAACGAGAGAGGCCACGACCACAAGAACCUGGCAGCAGAUCGCGCCCGCAAAAUCAAGAUAUACCCUGCCCGCGAGAGCAGGAGAGUAGACCGCGGUCACGAGAAACCAAAGUGCCCCUCCCUCGCCAAGGAGAAUCACGUCGUCCGCGAGAGCAGGAAAGCAGCAGCCAGCGAUCACGUGAAACACAAGUGCCGCUUCCUCACCCACCAGGAGCGCCUCGUCCGAGAGAGCAGGAGAGUAGCCAACGACCGCGAGAAACACAAGUGCCGCUCCCGCGCCAACCAGGAGCGCCUCUUCCGCGCGAGGAGGAAGCCCGACAGCGGCUACGAGAAACACAAGUGCCGUUUCCUCACCAACCAGAACCGCGUUUUCCUUGGGAGAAGGACAAGCGGACACCGCAAGAGCGAGAUCGAGCCCGCCCACAAGAAACAGACAGGCGGCGCCCGGCCGAGCAAGAACGGUCGCGCCCACGAGGCGACAAACCCCGCCCACAAGACCCGAACAGAUCGCGUCCGCGGGUUGGAGACGCUCGCACGCGAGAUGCCUUCGACAGGCCGCGUCCGCGAGAUCAAGACCGACCUCGCCCCCCGCAACCGAACGCCUCUCCACGAGAAUUCGAACUGCGGCCGCAGGGUUCGGAUGGAGCCCGCCCGCGAAAAGACAGCUCUCACCCACGAGAAGAUAGACCUCGCCCGCGAGAGGACCGGCCUCGCCCACCACAUCUAGACAAGACAUCCGCACCAGCGAAAACGCACUCUCCACGGCCACUUGCUACAGAACAUUUCCCCACCGUGCAAGGCAACAGUGGCACGCCGAAAACCGCAGCACAUCAACCGGUGCCAAAAAAGGCGCCGGAGCCGCACGUCGGCGGCAGCUCCCAGCUGCGACCGCAAGGCCAGCCCAAGUAUCGCUCACACGUCGCCCAGAAAAAGCAAACCCAAACAUCCUCCGCACCUCGGAAGCGCACUCCCGCCAAAGAGAAACCGGCGGUCAUCUUUGCCGACUCUUCCUCUGAAGAAGACGACGACGGAGAAGAACCGACGUGGGACGUCGAGCGUCUCGAGGACAUGGAGCUCUACGACGUCGAGGGCCGUGGCCUCAUGCGGUACUUCAAGGUGCGCUGGGUCGGCGACUGGCCGCCCGAGCAGAACCCGACCUGGGAGCCCGAGGAGAACAUCCCCGACGACCUCGUCCGCGAGUUCUGCCGCACCUUUAAAAAGAAGACGGCGCAGUCGUCGUCGUCGUCCACCCCCGGCCCUGCCGCCGCUGACGUCGAGAUGGGGGACGUUGGUGAGGAUCGUGGAUUUUUGCCCCCGAUGCGGCCUGAGGAUGACGAGGACGACGAGGACGACGCGCAAAGCGGCAUGUUUGUCUACUCGAGCGACGACGGCAUGGAGCAGCACACGUGGGACGCGCCCAACUCGCAGGGCUUCCGGCCGAACCUUAACAUGGUCUUUCCGGCGCCUAUGCAAUAG